AGUACUAAAAUCUUCAGUGCCUCCUCAGUAAGUAGAAAAGUUGGAUUUGUUUGGGUUGGUGCUGUUCACAACGCUGCAACAAAUAUUAAUUUUAAUUGAUAUUCUCUCGAAUAAUUCAAUCAAAUUCCUCAGCAGUGCUCUCUACAACUGUCCAGCAAUCCGAAGAAUUUUUUUUUGCAGUGAAAUCACUUCAAUUGAUUGACAAGAGUGAAGGAAUAUAUAGUUGAGCAACAAUGGCUUCUUGUGGAAUAAUUUGCGUCAAAUACUUGAUGUUUCUCUUCAAUCUUCUCUUUGCUCUCACUGGACUUUUAAUUUUGACUGUUGGAGCAAUUAUCCAAUCAUCUUACCAUCACUAUUCAAAUUUUGUGGAUGAUAGUGUUUGGGUGGCUCCGAUACUUCUCAUCAUUGUGGGAUCAAUUGUCUUCAUCAUUGCCUUCUUCGGAUGCUGCGGUGCUGUCAAGGAGAACUCUUGCAUGGUGCUGACCUUCUCUGUGUUCCUCAUCAUUAUUUUCUUACUUGAAUUUGGCAUUGGUAUAGCUGGCUAUGUUAAGCAUGGCCAAUUGGAAGAUAUCCUCGAGAAGGGCUUCAAUUCCACCCUCCACAACUACAACAAAAAUGUCGAUUCUCAACAUGCCUGGAGUCUCAUUCAGAGUGAAUUGAAGUGUUGCGGAAUUCGUGGACCAUCUGAUUGGGAACAGGUUUUCCACAAUUCAACCUUGCCAGCCUCGUGCUGCGUUCAGAUGCCAGCCAAUGAGCCUGAAUGUACAAAGGAGUACUCCCUGAAGAAUGGAUGCAUGCCCGAACUACUGGCCCUGCUGCAGAAGAAUGCCCUCAUUUUGGCUGGAGUUGGAAUUGGCAUUGCUAUUAUUCAACUGUUGGCAGUUUGUUUCGCUUGUUGCCUGUCCAGGGCAUUCAAACGGAACUACGAAGCGGUUUAAAGGCAGUGGGAAAGGAUUGGAUAUGGGAGAAAAGCGAGAUCAAAUUAUUUGUAUUAAUUGAUCACGCAGAAAAAUCAAUAUCAUUUUUUUCGUAAAAAAAAACUUUGAUAAUCUCGCAAAAAAAAACUCGAUUAAAAAGUUUCAAAAAAAAAAAAAACAUAAAAAUAUGGAUUCAUUGAAAAAAAAAAGAAUACAUUUGCAUCCGCGUUUUAAGCUCUAACAAAAAUCAUAAAGGAAUAUUUGGAUUAUUAUGAUCUUGAAUUGAAUUUUGAUGGUGGAUUGGGGUAUUUUUGAGAGUGAAAACGAAAGGAUUUAUUAGUUUAUCUUAUUGGAAGUCAAAGGAUAUAUUUUGCAAAUGUUACAUAUUUAUACACAAUACCUUAUAUUUGAUAGAGAUAUUCUAUGUGUAAGCUUGAAUUUAUUGAAUUUUUGCAUUGAAGAGCUCCUCAAUUUUAUUUUUUUUUAUUUUUCUCUUCAGCACUGAUUUUGAAUAAAGAUUUUUUUUUAAUUUUAAAUUUUAAGUGGCUAUUUCUAUUCGUUUGUGAUAAAUUCAUUUUUUUUUAAUAAAUGUACAUUUAUUUUUAUUCAAAAAUCUGGUAAUUGGGACCAUUUGUGCACGGAGCAAACAUUUUUAAACUGAAGGAUAAAGGAAAAAACACUCUUAAAUGACAAAGAAAAAAAAAGACAUUUUCUAUAGGUUCUUUUACUAAAAGAAGAUUUAUAAAAAAUAAGAUUUUAUGAAUAAGUUGAGCUCUUCAUUAAUGUGAACACUGAUUUUAACGUAUAGUUCUAGUCCAAUAAGGGUUCUUCUUUUUUUUAAAUAUUUAUUUUUUAAAUCUUUUAUUUACAAACAAUUUGAAUUUUUUUCCAUUUCAUCAAAAUAAUUACAAUACAUCAAAGAAAAAUAAAUGUCAAAUGCAGGAAAAUAUGCGAAAAAGAAUAUUUUCUCAGGGCGUUUUUUGAUAUUAAAAAAUUUACAAGAGACAAAAAAACUGGAAAUCUCUGAGAAAACGAAUUUUUAAAAGGUUUCUCUCUUUAAUUUUUCCUCAAUUCUUUUUUUCGAAAUAUAUUUUUUGCAAUUUAAAUAUAUUUAAGAAUAAUCAAGCUUUUUGAAAUAAUGUGAAACGAUAUUUGAAAUAAACUGAGGAAUAUUGUGCCUCUUUUGUAAGCAAGACAUUUUGUAGGAUGUCGAAAGAGCAAUUUACUAUUGGUAUAAUCACACAAUAUACAAUUCAAAAAAAAAAUACGUGUAUUUAAGGUAAGCUCAUAUACAUAGCUUGAAAGCUAAUUAAGGAAAUGAUAUUCAAAAAAAAAAAAAAGAAAGGAGAUGAUAAAAAACUCAUUUAAUGGAAAUAAUCUGUCCAACAUAUUGAUGUUCAUUUUUAAUCUCAAGAGAAAUGUAAGUCAAUCUCAAUAAGAUUUGCACUAAUUUUAUUCCAAAAAAGAAAUGUGGUAUUUUUUUUCUUUUUGAAGUGAUUCUUUUCAUUGGAAAGGAGCUAAAGAGAUUGUUGCAAGUGGAUUUGUUGAUGAAGAAAAGAAAGAAGGCAAAGAAAAGCAAAAUCAAAUUCUCGAUUUUUUUUUAAACUUUACACCACAUUCUAAUGUUAAUCGUAAACCUUUGUACUGUGUAAAAUUUUAUAAGAAGCAUUUUUUGGUGUAAAUUUUAUGUGUAUUAUAUCCAUACAAAAUAAAUAUAUCCCUACACAAA
Messenger RNA from Phlebotomus papatasi, 2646 nucleotides. RefSeq names its product CD63 antigen-like. The record is from RefSeq and is a predicted model, not a curated record. Gene Ontology annotation, cellular component: membrane. The coding region runs from base 234 to 938 and encodes 234 amino acids. Lineage: Eukaryota; Metazoa; Arthropoda; Insecta; Diptera; Psychodidae. The transcript is spliced from 5 exons.